Messenger RNA from Cyclopterus lumpus (lumpfish), 4287 nucleotides. Its product is annotated as USP6 N-terminal-like protein. The record is from RefSeq and is a predicted model, not a curated record. Lineage: Eukaryota; Metazoa; Chordata; Actinopteri; Perciformes; Cyclopteridae. The transcript has 14 exons. The coding region runs from base 268 to 2736 and encodes 822 amino acids.
ACUGGUGAGCGGCCGCCUGCCAGACAGACAGCUACAGCCAGCUCGCGGCAUGUGGACCUGGACGAGGGGGUGCGUCCGUUUGACCAGCGUCGAUAUCAGCGGAGCCAGCGGACAGUCGGGGACCAGUCUUCGGGGGGCAGCGUCGUGAGCGGGGAGAAUGAGAAUAGUGGAUAUCGUCUCUACUUGUAGGUACAGCGCAGCACAAGAAGGGAAGUCACCCCGAAAGGUGAGCAGCGACGACGGGUUGCUACUACUGAGCAUUUUGACAUGAAGAAGGACAUAGACACAUUGAUAGCAGAGGAACGCACUGACAUCAUCUCUAAAUAUGACAAGGGCAGACCGGAGGGUAUCAACAUUGACCCAUGGGAGGAUGCUGACUACAGCAUCUAUAAGGUCACUGACCGCUUCGGCUUCCUGCAUGAGGAAGAGCUGCCGACACCCAGUGCGCUUGAAGAGAAGCAAAAGCAUCAGGAGAUAGAGCGCGUGGAGAAAUGGCUGAAGAUGGUGAAGAAGUGGGACAAGUACAAGAACAGUGAAAAGUUGGUGAAGCGUGUGUAUAAAGGCAUCCCUCUGCAGCUGAGAGGACAGGCCUGGGCCUUGCUUUUGGACAUAGAGAAAGUCAAACAAGAUAACGUCGGAAAAUAUGAGAGAAUGAAGCUGCAGGCUCGUUAUUUCUCCGAAGAGAUCAAACAGAUAGACUUGGACGUCAACAGAACCUUCAGGAACCACAUCAUGUUUAUGGACCGCUUUGGAGUCAAGCAGCAGGCGCUGUUUCACGUACUAGCCGCGUACUCUGUCUACAACACGGAGGUGAGCUACUGCCAGGGGAUGAGUCAGAUCGCUGCCAUUUUGCUCAUGUACCUGAAUGAGGAAGAGGCCUUCUGGGCUCUGUCCCAGCUCCUCACCAACAUCAAGCAUGCCAUGCAUGGGUUCUUCAUCCCAGGAUUUCCCAAACUGCAUCGUUUCCAGGCCCACUAUGAGCUGAUCCUCUCCAAGAUGCUGCCAAAGCUGAAGAAACACCUGGACAAAGAGCAGAUGUCAACAGGAAUUUACACCACCAAAUGGUUUUUGCAGUGCUUCAUUGAUAGAACCCCGUUCACCCUUACCCUGCGUUUAUGGGACAUCUACAUGAUGGAGGGAGAGAAGACGCUAACUGCCAUGGCUUAUACAACCCUCAAGUUACACAAGAAGCGCUUGCAGAAGCUUCCAUUAGAGGACCUGAGGGAGUUUCUUCAGGAGCAGGUAGCUGUUUCUUUCUUCUUGCCUGAUGAUGUGGUGGUGGAACAGUUACAAGCUGCUAUGUCUGAACUCCGCAGUAAGAAAUUGGACCAACCGCCUCCAGGCAAGUCAGAAGAGCAGCCAAAGAAACCUCUGGGUCAAGAGAGACCAGUUCUGCCACUGCAUUCUGACUCUCCUCUGGAGGUCAAAGUAAAUAUGCAGCCCCCCAGCCAACCCAAUACAGAGGCCCAGCAAACAGAUAGCAUCACCCUACACCAGACCCCUUCUUCUGCGGAGCCCCAGGACUCGAGAACUCCUCCUCUGCCUUCAUCUGACCCGGUUGUAGUCCACACGCAAGGAACACCUUCUCCUUUGAGGCCUUGCAGAGCACCUCCAUUACCUCCAAAAGCACACAAACCCUGUGCUGAGGUCGGAUCGGACAGAGAUGUAAAUAAAUUGCUUCCAGAGGUUAGCCGGACCGAAGAUGUCGGAAAACAGGAGGGCCAGCCUGGACACCCUGAGACCCAGGAAGAGCCGGUGGAUUGGCCUCCCCCUUACUUCGAAGCUCUUGCUGUGCAGACUGUGGAGGAGUUCAUGGACCUUCCAGAUCUGCCACCUCCACCUUUCUUUUACACUGAGCAGAAUGACCAAAGGCGUCUGGAGAGUGAAUCACACCGCCUAGGGACUGGGACGGGCUCAGAGACCCAGCGGCGCUCUCCUUCUCCUCGCUCAGCCUCACCACUGGUCACUCAAAUGAAGCUAUCGCCAAAACCAUGUCCAAAACCACCCACGUCGCUUCAUCUUGCACAGAAAGAACCUCCUCCCUCAAAGCCUUCCUCUCACCGUGCCUUCACCACUUCCUCCUCUCCCAGACUUCCCCUUCCCCCUAAGCCAACCAAGUUCCCAGUCUCUCUCUGCGUCCCGGUGCCCACUGGAGACCGACGACCCUCCAACACCUCCCAGUAUGACAACCUUUCUGAGGCUGAUGAAGAAGACCGCUUCCUGGAGAGGCUGCUUGGCUCCACGCCUGAGGAGAUUCCAAUCAUGCCCAGCAAUGGCCGACACACCACUGGCCGAGAUUAUGACCCUGCUCUCUACCCUCUGCCUCCACCUCCUGUGUUCAUCCCUCCUUCGCCCUCUCCUAUCCCUCCCUCGCUGUGCGGUCUCUCCAGUUUGCCUCAGGAGCCAGAAUAUGAAGGAGAGGACAGCUGGGUGCAGGACUCAAUCAUCCCCCCUCCUCCAGCGAAUUUUGCUGACAGACUCACGCCCUUCCAGCGUAGUGCUGCCAGCUGUUCAGACACACACAGAGACACCUCACCCGGUUACUCUAAGCCUUUCUCUCGGGGCCCCAGGGACCAUUCUGCUUUCCCAGCCCCACUGUUGUACACCGGUUCUCCCCCAGGCCACUCCAGGCCCUCAGGACAGUCAGCAGUAGGAGUGCCCUUGGUCCAAUGCAGCCCAGACUUUUGCAGGAUGCCUCCAGGGGGUCAGCAACUGCCCAAAUCGGUGACCUUCUAAAGUUUCCACUUAUUUUUCCAAGUGUCACUGAGAAUGCCAAUAUGAAUCAAACUGUUAAGGCUUGACUAGUUUUCAAAGCCAUUUAAGAGGUGAAAGGCCGUGUGUGCUGUGUGUGUGUGUGUGUGGACGUGUGCUCUUUCAUUGAUGUACAGAUGCAUGUGAUGCUUGCACCUUUUUUUUUUUUUGGAAAGGGCAGUUACCUUUUCUAUGUAUCAAGCUUGUAUUUAAAACUGCUCUCUGCUACAUGUUUGCUGCACAAAAAGUGAGCGUAUUUACUGACCUGCUCUCGGUCCACCGUUAGUCAUCGCUAGUUCGUUUUAAUUUAGUUCCAACAGACGUGUCUUAACCUGGUCGCAGUGCACUGAGGCGACUAGCACCAGGGCUUCUGAGGAGGCAGACUAAGGGCAUCUUUGCUGAAGCACCCAGAGCCUGUACAGUUAUACAGCUUUUACGGUAAACUGUGAUACUUAACAGUAUAUCAAGCUGUAAUGGGUAACUGUUCAUACGACAGUUUCUUUACUGUAUCUUAAGGUAAAUACUUGAUAAAACCAGUUUGUACCAAUGCAGUUUGCAUGCUAAAGUUGUGACCACCAGCAACAGGAAAGACAUGGUACAAAAUGUCUCUGCUGUAAAUAAGGAACAUAGUUACAUUCACAUGAAGCCCGCUCAGUUCCUUUUAUUUCCCCCCCCUCCCCUCCCCGGUCCCCGCCGCAGUGGGUAUGUUGCUGCUCUUUUGUUUUAGAUUGACUUGGUUUCAGUAUCUGUUUGUCUUACACUUGAUUUCACAGCAAUAAUGUACUGUUGGAUGUAUAUAAACAUGAAUAUGUUGUGACUGUAAGACUUAACAGGAUUUCAUGAAUAUGACAUAUUGCCAGCACAGAGCUACAGUAAACAUGCUGAUCCCAAUAUUUAUAAAGAGCAGCUCCAUCUGGUGGUCAGAAGUGUUACAGAUUAACAGCAACUGACUUCAAGCUCUAAAAUAAAGUCCUUGUAUUUAAGCGCACGUCCAGUGACGAGGCUUUUGGGAAGACAAACGCUUCCAAUGACGCCUAUUUAUGAUUGUACAUAGUAAGCUAGACUUAAGAUUACAAGGACAGACCCUGUAUUACUGCUCUAUAUUGUCUCGGAGCAGGGAAAGAAAAAUUCAUAUGCACACGUAUUAUUUUAGUGACAAUUUAUUUAAAUUGCUUGGUGCAAAAGAUCUUGAGAAAUGGAAGUUUGAGCCAUAACUUGUACAAUGACCUAAUAGUCAAACAUGUUUAUAUUGUUACAUCAUAUACUGUGUCUAAACAUCGCUUUUGUCUUUUGCACUGACCUUUGUUAUUACCAAGAGGUUCCAGGUUAUUGGUUAGUAGUUUUAACAGAUGUUUGACGGUGUGUUCAUGAACUUUGGUCUUGCUGCUGCGAUUCUUACGCAAGAACUGGAACCUCGAGUAUUUAGUCAUGUGACCUUUUUAUGAAGCUGGUUGACAUCAGUGAUGCUGGGGCUCGGACCAAAGCUUAUGUACACUUAUGCAACUACUUCUGAGUUUUAUAAAGAGCUAAAUCGUU